Messenger RNA from Cercocebus atys (sooty mangabey), 1774 nucleotides. It is a transcript of the gene PFN4, whose product is annotated as profilin family, member 4. Bases 883 to 1272 code for a protein of 129 amino acids. Gene Ontology annotation, molecular function: actin monomer binding. The transcript has 4 exons. The record is from RefSeq and is a predicted model, not a curated record. NCBI's taxonomy places the organism in Eukaryota, Metazoa, Chordata, Mammalia, Primates, Cercopithecidae. Gene Ontology annotation, cellular component: cell cortex.
GGGAUUGGGCGGCGGCUCUAGCUGGCGGGUCUUGAUUUGCGGAAGGGGCUGGAGUCCUUGCUUCUUGGUGACCGGCGCGAGGCCCGGCCAAUCCCGCCACCGCCACCCACCCGCAACCGCGUCGGUUGACGGGCAGGUCCUUGGUCGCCGGCCCCUUGCGGAGCACCAGAGAGCGGGGUGGCGUCCGCUCCCUCUAGUCCUCGGUGCCGGGGAAUUCACCGCUCACCACCCCCUGCCCCGCCUUCGGUCCUGCUCGGGGACCAAACCACUGGAAGGCAGUGGCGGGAAAGGGGCGCCUGUGCCGGAGGUCCUGAUGAGGGGGGUCCAAGGCUUGGGGACUUGUGCGGGAAAUGUGGGUUUAAGUGCCUUCAAGGUGUUUUUAGUCCGUUGGGAUGUUGAUCAGCGUUCAUAGUGGGCGCUGAUGCAGGUCACCGGGAAGGGAAUGUGUGGGUUUAUGGCCACGCGUAUCUCUUUUAGUCGUAUUUAACUUAGCGGAGUAGCGCUCCAUCCUGGGUUUUGGUUUUUUUUAUUUUUUUAUUUUACAGGGUUUUUCUCAGUGUACAAUGUUUGUUUUUAAAUCCCAGAUGAUCCUGAUGUAAACCAUUGACAUAGCCAGAAAAUCAUGAGGCUGUGAUUUUCCAAACUCAGCUUCAUAACCUACUCUGUGUGAGCUGUGAUUUUUCUACGAUUCUGUUUUUCUCUUUGGGUAUUGGUGGGCCCUGAAUGAUGGACCACCGUUUUCACUCUGUGUCUUUUCAAAGUACACUUGCUGAUCUUAGAACUGUCUGAAGUGUCCUGAGGACAUUUGUAUUCACAUGCCUUUUAAAAGCUAGCCAGAGUCAAUGGCUUCAACUGCAUUUUCCCUUUCAGAGUUGAGGGAACAUGAGCCAUUUGCAGAGCUUAUUGUUAGACACCCUCUUGGGAACCAAGCAUGUGGACAGUGCAGCCCUCAUCAAAAUCCAGGAGCGGAGCCUGUGUGUAGCAUCACCAGGUUUUAAUGUAAUGCCCAGUGAUGUCCGAACACUGGUGAAUGGAUUUGCCAAGAACCCUUUGCAAACCCGAAGAGAAGGAUUGUAUUUCAAGGAAAAGGAUUACAGAUGUGUCCGGGCAGAUGAGUAUUCUCUUUAUGCCAAAAAUGAGAACGCUGGUGUGGUUGUCGUGAAGACCCAUCUGUAUCUUCUGGUGGCAACUUACACUGAGGGCAUGUAUCCUAGUGUCUGUGUGGAAGCCACAGAGAGCCUGGGAGACUACCUAAGAAAAAAAGGAAGUUGAGUCAUCAGAGGCCCAUGAAAGACACUUUUAUUGUUUUAGAAGAAAAUUGGAGAGCCUAAAGAAAAAAUAUUUUAUGGUUGAAAAAACACUAGAUAGAAACCACUAAAAAAGAAGAAUGAAUUAAGGGAGCAAUUUGUAUUACUUCAAGAGAUCCUCUUCUUUCAUUGGAAUUACUUGAUCAACUGUUUUUUUUUUAAUAAGUGUUGGUCAUUGGCAUGGAAUGUGAGAGCACUGAUGAUUUCACAGAGCAUAUCUAUUGGGAGUCUCCUUUCUGCGAGGCUCUUAUACUCCUACACACCUUGCUAAGUAUGCCAAGAAUGUAAGGCUCUCACCACUCUUUAUCCAGGACAUUUCUCAGGGUUAGGUUGCAGCAAGCAACCUUGAAACACGAAGGGAUGUCUCCCAUCAGGACAAAGAGCAAGCUUGCUUACUGUUUGCUAUAAAAGCAGUGGAGUCCCUGAGCUCAGUGUUCCCCUCCUGUAAUACAACUCCCUGCAUGUGU